UAAAUCAAUCACCGUUUAACUAAAUUGUUGACAUGUUUGUGAAAAACAAUGAUACAAAGUCUUGUUUAAAAUCAACAAAGUACAUUUCUUCCUACCAUGUAUAAAAAAUUUCGAUUAUAUGCAUAUAUUCUACUUGAUAAAACUUAUUUUAUUAUUAUUUUUUUGUUUUGUGACCUCGUAAUAGUAACUGUUUAUCUUAAAUAUAUCACUGAGACUGUAAUAAAUUCAAAUUUGAUUAAGACACUCAUAAUAAUCUAAAUUAAACAAUAAUAGUUAUUUUAUUAUUCUUUUAUCUCUAAAAUUUGUAAAGAAAAAAUCAUCAUUGAUGAUUGUUUUGAAUAAAAUUAUAAAUUCAUUUUAACUUCAAUUAUCAAUAAGCAGAAUAUAGAGUAUCAAAUCGAGUAGUUAAUACUUGAUGAUUUAUAAAAAAUGUACUGUUAUUAAAUGAUAAAAAGUGCAAGUGUCUUGAACUAUAGUAGUUUAUAUUUGCAUAUGUACAUACAUAGAAAUAAUCUAAAAUAACUAUACAAAUACUGUAACUGUAGGGGUGAAAAGAUCAGUAAGUGGAGAUGUUGAUUAAAACUACUGGAAUUUUCAGUAGUACACUCAUGCAACAAAGUGUUGAGAUAUAAUUUAAGUACUUAUGGUAUACAUAAUUUGUAAAAUAUAAUAAAUGUUAUCUCUGGAUAUUUUUUUAGAAUAGUAAAAAUAUGCUUAGUUGGAUUAUUACAAAAAUAGUUUUCCAUGAUUAUUAUUUUAAUUGUAUCACAUUGUGUAUUAGUAAUGCACAUGAAAUAACACUUAUGAAUACCAUAAAUAUUUUUUAAAGCUCAACACCUUGAUGCAUUUGGUUAAGAUUUUCAUGAUUGUAUGGAGACUAAAAUAAGAUUUUUUACAUGAAUUAUAACAAAUAAGUUAGAAUAAAAUUGUAUUGACUUCAAUUAAAUCGAAAGCAUGUGUAUAUAUGUCUAGUUUUAUUUUCAAAAUGAAAUGGUUGAUCUUUCUCGAUUGAAUAUUAUACGAAUGGAGUUUUCUACGGACACGAAAAGACUUAAGUAAUAAAUCUUCUCACUAAUUGUUGCAUGUACUUUGCACAAUUUGUAUUUUGUAAAACCAUCUUUUAAUGGCAAUAAAGCUGAAUUUACUGAACUGAGCUAGAAAUUGAAUCAUUUUAAUAAAUUACCAAUUUAUACACACAAAUAUCCAUAUUGAAUCAAUGUCAUUGAGAACAUUUAUUUUUCUUUCAAGCUUUCAUUAAUCAUUGUAUAUACAUGUUUAAUUAGGCAAAUAUAACUGUAUUUGUAAGAUAUGAUUAAAGUGUAUUUAAAGAUGUGACGAAAAUUGUACAGGAAUAGGAAUAAAGCGUAAAUUAUUAUAACAACUGUACUGGUGUUUUAAAUCUGAAAUAAAAAUGAUUUUUAAAAAUGGCGUCACGCAUAGCAGCCAGUGCAACGGUGCGCGCAGUAAAAGGAAGAAAGAUUCUCCCGACUAGGGCUGCAUUAGUUUUGACGAGCAACGCCGUGAAUAAAAUCAAAGAAAUACUGAAGGAUAAGCCUGAAUACGGAACUGGUAUUACGUUUCAGAUUGGCCUGAAAGUUGGCGUCCGACAAAGAGGCUGUAAUGGGCUCAGCUACACGCUCGAUUACGCUACCGACAAAAGCAAGCUCGACGAAGAAGUCGUCCAGGACGGAGUGCGCGUUAUAAUCGACAGAAAAGCGCAAUUGUCCCUGCUGGGCACCGAAAUGGAUUACAUAGAAAAUAAAUUGAGUUCCGAGUUCGUGUUCAACAACCCAAAUAUAAAGGGGACGUGUGGAUGUGGCGAAAGCUUUAGCGUGUAGCGUGCGUGCGUGCGAUGUAAAAAGUUAGGUUGCUUUGUAUAAUAUGUUAGAAAAAACGAAAUCCUCUGAUCUCAAAUGCUCAUGAUUGUACAUAUUUAGUUUGUCUGUAAAUAAACGAAUUCUGACGUC
Molecule: messenger RNA, 1967 nt
Organism: Nasonia vitripennis (jewel wasp)
Lineage: Eukaryota; Metazoa; Arthropoda; Insecta; Hymenoptera; Pteromalidae
Gene: MagR
Product: iron-sulfur cluster assembly 1 homolog, mitochondrial
Exons: 3
Coding region: 1425-1838 (137 amino acids)
Biological process (GO): iron-sulfur cluster assembly
Cellular component (GO): cytoplasm; mitochondrion
Molecular function (GO): 2 iron, 2 sulfur cluster binding
Source: RefSeq, a predicted model, not a curated record